AUGAAGGGCGACGGAAGGUGCUUGAAACUCUUUCUUGCAUUUUCGAUCCUUUUCCUACAAAACGUAAAAGGAGGAGAAGUUGGCCACAGCCACAACCACAGCCACAGCCUCAGGGAUGCUAAAGUGACAGUGAGGUGCAUAGAGAGGGAAAGGCAAGCACUACUUGCAUUCAAACGUGGCCUGGUGGAUGACUUCAAUCAACUCUCAUCUUGGGGUUCAGAAGCCGAAAAACAAGAUUGUUGCAGAUGGGAAGGAGUCUACUGUAGCAACCAAACUGGCCAUGUGAUUCAACUUCAUCUUGGAUAUUCUGUCCCUGAAUAUUCUUUCUUUGGAUAUUCUUUCCAAGGUAAGAUGAUUAGUCCUAAACUGAUUGAGUUGCAGCAUUUACAAUAUUUGCACCUUGCAUCCAUUGAUUUCAAUGGGAACCAAAUUCCUGAUUUCAUUGGUUCUCUAACCAAUCUAAGAAACCUCAGUCUCAGUUCCUGUAAUUUGGGUGGUCAAAUUCCAAGUUCGUUUGGAAACCUCACGCAAUUGCAACAUCUCGACCUCAACUAUAAUCAUCAGCUUCAACCAGAAAAUCUCAAUUGGCUCCCUGCUCCUUCUUCUUUAACGUAUUUGGACCUUUCAUUGACUAAGUUCAAUGGGAGCCAAAUUCCAGAUUUCAUUGGUUCUCUAACCAAUCUAAGAAACCUCAGUCUCAGUUCCUGUAAUUUGGUUGGUCGAAUUCUAAGUUCGUUUGGAAACCUCACGCAAUUGCAACAUCUCGACCUCAGCGAUAAUCAGCUUCAACCAGAAAAUCUCAAUUGGCUCCCUGCUCUUUCUUCUUUAACGGAUUUGGACCUUGGCGGAAACUUCGAUGGGAGCCAAUUCCCGAUUUCAUUGCUUCAACCAGAAAAUCUCAAUUGGCUCCCUGCUCUUUCUUCUUUAACGGAUUUGGACCUAAGCGGAAACUUCGAUGGGAGCCAAAUUCCCGAUUUCAUUGGUUCUCUAACCAAUCUAAGGUACCUCAGUCUCUAUUCCUGUAAUUUUGUUGGUCAAAUUCCAAGUUCGUUUGGAAACCUCACGCAAUUGCAACAUCUCGACCUCAGCGAUAAUUAUCAGCUUCAACCAGAAAAUCUCAAUUGGCUCCCUGCUCUUUCUUCUUUAACGCAUUUGGACCUAAGCGGAAACAAUCUCAGUACUGUUUUCGAUUGGCCAGAAGCAGUACUUAAUAAGCUCCCUAAACUAGUAGAGUUGAGAUUGGUGAACUGUAGUCUUCCUCCUCCUCCUACUCCAAUUCUUUCCACUACUCUUUACAAAACAAAUUCUUCUACAUCUCUUGCGUCUGUUUAUCUCUCUGACAACCAUCUCACUUCUUCAAUAUUUCUUUGGUUGUCCAACUACAGUACAAGCCUUGUUAGUCUUGACCUCUCCAACAAUAAUCUAUCUGGUUUCAUUCCCGAUUUCUUUGGAAACAUGAGCUCUCUUGUGGAUCUGGAUCUCUCUCACAACCAUCUCACUUCUUCAAUAUUUCUUUGGUUGUCCCAACUACAUCUGUCUCUCUCCAACAAUAAUCUAACUGGGUUCAUUCCCGAUUUCAUUGGAAACAUGAGCUCUCUUGUGGAUCUGGAUCUCUCUGAUAACCAGAUUGAUGGAGCGAAUCCAAAUUCGUUUGCAAGGUUGUGUAAUUUGGGAACAUUGUUGCUUCAGAGAAAUCAUCUGAGUGGACAAUUAUCCAAGUUUGUUCAACUAUUGCCUAGAUGUGCUCAAAACUCAUUAGGGUAUCUGGACCUCUCUGAGAAUGUUCUUAAGGGGUCAUUAAACAAUCUUACAAGCUUCUCAUCUUUGAAAUCGUUGAAUCUUAGGGCCAAUCAAUUAAGCGGAAAAAUACCUGAAAGUAUUGGGCAAAUGUCGCAACUGGAGGAAUCGAUUUCAGCAAAAACUCUUUGGAAGGGGUGGUUUCAGAAACUCAUUUCUCAAAACUCUCCCGUUUAG
This is a messenger RNA of Prunus armeniaca (apricot), 1974 nucleotides long. The record is from the annotation of a GenBank genome assembly. Lineage: Eukaryota; Viridiplantae; Streptophyta; Magnoliopsida; Rosales; Rosaceae.